Acanthaster planci (crown-of-thorns starfish) is the source of this 1803-nucleotide messenger RNA. RefSeq names its product meiotic recombination protein REC114-like. NCBI's taxonomy places the organism in Eukaryota, Metazoa, Echinodermata, Asteroidea, Valvatida, Acanthasteridae. The record is from RefSeq and is a predicted model, not a curated record.
AUGGCGCUGAACUCCAAGCGAAAUGAGUGGCAUUUGCUCCGAUAUGCGCGAUUUAUUCACUCAAAUGAUGCCGUCCAGAGUGCCGAAAAAGAUAAGGAAAAUGCUUCGACACCAGCAGGAACGUGGAAGCAUUUUUCCUGGUCUGAUGCUGAACCACUAAUGCUGUCCAUUCAAGAUUCCAGCCAGCUUCUAAUCACCAGAGGCAAGCUAAUCCUUGAGAGUCACUUUCUCUUUGAUGCUGAGCACUACAUAAAGGGGGCGUUCAAAGGAGAUUGUGUGUUAUUCAUCCAGAAAAUUAAGAACGAAUGCAGGAAGUUCCGUGUCAAGUUUAUGCAAGGUCCAUUUCCGUCGACUCUGAAGGCUUGCGCAGACUGCAUCGCUACUCUGCAGGCAUUCUUCCACAUUCAAGAGGAAGGAGCUGGAACUUCACAAAAUCCUGCUGAGAACAGAAUGACUCUGGAAGGAGAGGUUUCCAUGGGAACUGUUGCUAAGGUUGUACUAGGCAACACAACCUUGGACCUCCCUCUGGCCUAUCACCAUCACCAAUCGUCAUGGCAACCUGAGCAGGUUGCCGGGGCAUUACGGCUCUGCCUUGCAGAUCCAACAUUUCCAGCGUUUGUGGAGGCCGUGGAGGAUGAACUGAAGAAAUUGAACAGAGAAAAAUGACACUUCACUAUCAGAGGUGAGUUCCUCUACUGAAUGUCAAACCCAAGCAAAAUUACCCGUUCAAAAAGAGUCUAAUUACCUGAAAAAAAAAUUUAGAGAAAACAAUUUCCAGGGCUAACUUUCAAAAUUGAUACCAGUGGCAUAGCCUGCUUCUAGCCGGAGAUACAUGUUGAAGUGUCAACAAUAUUGCAGUCAAGUUUUCAUAAGUCUAUCACUUUGGCAGUUAUCUAGACCAAAUUUAAUCAGUGAUUUUUGUUGACAUCUGGUCUCUUUCCCUUGAUGCAGAAAAUAUAUAUGCUGGGUACUGGGCAAAAAUCAAUCCGUGUUUCGCUGAUGGUUGCUAAUCAGACUCAGUCUUAGCCCCAAAUCAUUCCAAUCAGUUGACAAGAACCAUCACUCAAUCUAGGGCCAAACUUCUGAUUUGAAAGUUGACUUGAAUUACUUGACACAGGAUGGACCGUUUCUUCAUCCAACUUGCAUUUUGGGCCUGUUAUUCCACGAGAAGCAACAAGACAUUGUGUUUGCCUUUUGGAAUUCCCAAAGUCUCCUCAUGUAUUGUCUGAAACAUGGGGUUGGUUUCCUAUUUCUCUGGUUAUUUUCAGAACUGAACAAACCCACAAGACGGUGUCACAUGGUGCAACUUUGGUUCACUACCAAACCACUAUCUGCACACAAAUUGUAUUGCAUUUUUAAGAUUGAGAUGACAAGCUAGACAACAGGUGGGGCAGGUUGUUGCCGGACUCAGCUCUCCCACUGAGUAUAUCUUUGUUUCCUUCCAAGAAUCAAGCCAAGACAUGUUCUAAAAAUAUAGUCCAGUAAAUCAGUUCUCAUAUUUUGACUACUAGAAUACUUGUCUCUCUGAUGGUUGCAAGUUCAACAAUAUAUACACCUCAUGCAAAUAAAAGCACAAAGCGAAUCUGACACCAUAAAACUUCACACCAAAAAUACAAACUACAGGAAUGCACUUGAUUUCUUUUCUUUGGUUUAACCUUUUAUUUGAUAUUUUGACUUUAAAAAGCCACUUUUAUGUACAUGUUUCCUUUUUGUUGUACAACUUAUACAAAUUUAUUUACAAUAGUUCCUUUUAGAGUAUGACUUUAUACUUUGCUGUGACAUGAACACUUCAAGAGUUUUCAG